Folsomia candida is the source of this 1533-nucleotide messenger RNA. RefSeq names its product venom serine protease. Lineage: Eukaryota; Metazoa; Arthropoda; Collembola; Entomobryomorpha; Isotomidae. The coding region runs from base 43 to 1392 and encodes 449 amino acids. The transcript has 6 exons. The record is from RefSeq and is a predicted model, not a curated record. Gene Ontology annotation, molecular function: serine-type endopeptidase activity. Gene Ontology annotation, biological process: proteolysis.
UGCGGUUACACCCCACAGCUCCCACUACUCGUCUCUCCCAUCAUGGCCUCGCUGCUGCUCAACCACCUCCUCUGCAUAUUAGCCCUCUCCACAGCUGGACUCCUGGCGCAGGAGGAUGGACUCCCCCCACCCGUCAAACCCGAGCCAAGACAAGCAUCCUGCAAUUUUGCUUACGGUUUCACCUCCGUAGGACAGCAGGCCCUCCUCCAGUCGCCCGGAUGGCCCAAUAACUACCCAGCGUCGUCCGCCUGUAGAUACUCGCUCACUUCUCCGGCAGGGACGCUCAUCUCCCUCCAGUGCACCGAGUUCAACGUGGAGUCCUCCUCUGGCUGCACCUACGACGUGUUUUACUUCUCCCCCAGUGGAGACUCUGCCUUCCGCGAUGCCCUCCGAACCUGCGGCAGGGGGACGUUCUCCCGCAACUCCACCACCAACGCGCUCACCGUGGGCUUCGACUCCGACGCGGGCAACCCCUACUCUUCCUACCCCUACAGAUUCCAGUGCACUCUGACCGUCAUCCAAGGCACCUCCUCCUCCGCCGUCGUCGUCGCACCCACAACGGCAGCUCCACCCCCACCACCACCAGCCCCAACCACUGCUGCUCCUCCACUCCCACCCACUAACUCCACCUGCGAGUGUGGCGUGAGAAACGAGGCGACACGAAUUGUCGGAGGAUCCGUCGCCUUAGUGAACGAGUUUCCGUGGAGGUGCAAUCUCUACAGUCCCACCAUGGGCGUCUUUUGUGGAGCGACCAUCAUUUCCAACUCUUACGUCGUGACGGCCGCCCAUUGUACCGCAGCUGUUCCGGCGGGAACCGUGUACUACGUGGACUGUGGGGAUCAUGACAUUACCUCCAAUACGGAGUCGACCAACGUAGUGAUCCAAGUGGCGCAAGUCAUGCAACACGCGCAGUACAACAAGGAAACGCAGGACAAUGACAUUUCCGUCCUUCGUCUGCAAACCCCGCUCACCUUUUCCCGCAACAUACAGCCAAUCUGCCUCCCCUUCAAUCAGGUGGGUCAGUCUGUGGAUGGUCUCACCGUCACGGCGUCCGGCUGGGGAACCGUCUCGUCGGGUGGGAGCCAGUCCGUCGUUUUGAAGAAGGUCGAUCUGCCCGUGCUGGGAACUACGCAGUGUCAAAAGUACUACGGAACAUCCGUUACGGACAAUAUGAUUUGUACUUAUUCUCCAGGAUCUGACACAUGUCAAGGCGAUUCUGGCGGCAGUGUCGACUACAAACAACCCGCCAAUGGACGCUACUGCCUUUUGGGAGUCGUGAGUUGGGGGGUCGGCUGCGCUGGGGUCAAUCAACCCGGAGUCUAUGCCAAAACGACCAAUUACCUCGGAUGGAUUGCCGCCCAGACCACUGGGACGACAUUCUGCAGACCUUAAACUCCACCACCACCACCACCACCUUCUCUCUUCUUAACAUGCAAAAUUAUUCAAAUUCUUACCUCAUCAAACAAUAAAGUCAUGCCAAUUGAUUGUGUAAUGUUUAAAAUGCAAAAAAAUCAACAACUCAUUUCCAUUUCA